AUGCGCUGCUCACCGCCUGCUUCAAAGCCCUGGAAAACAAAGGCCCCCGUCGCACCACAAUCCCAGCACAAGAAGCGCACCCCGCUCCGCGCCCGCGUGCUCGCCAAGCUCGCCGACCCGACCCUGCCGCGCAAGACGCACCGCGAGUCCGCGAACGUCUCGGACGCCUUCAUCAACUCGAAGCGCGACAGGCGCCAGAUCAAGCACUCGUCCUUCGUCUCGCGCAUCCAAAAGUCCCACCCUUCCUCCUCCUCCGGCCAGACGAAGCGCAGGAGGCCCAGCAAGAAGCUCGUCGCCACGCUCGAGAGCCUCGCCGACGCGCUGCCCGAGCUCGACGAGGGGAGCGAGCAGGCGGCCGCCGCGAUGCGGGACGGCAAGGUGCGGCACAAGAGCCUCAAGAGCCGGCCCGGGGCGCUCAAGAGGAAAGAGCGGGUCGUCAAGGGCGAGAUGGCGAGGUUCGGGGCCAGCCUCGCGCAGUUGGCCGCGACAAAGGAGGAACCUAGUGCUGCAGUGGCUACGGCCGCGGCUCCAGGCGCAGCUGGAGAUAGCAACACGGCGCCUCAGCCGCAGCCGCAGAUGGUCACGUCGAACAGGUGGGCGGCGCUGAGGGGUUUCAUCUCUGCGACCAUGGAGCAGAACCCUGCAUUCACGAACAAGCCUUGA
Molecule: messenger RNA, 663 nt
Organism: Thyridium curvatum
Lineage: Eukaryota; Fungi; Ascomycota; Sordariomycetes; Thyridiales; Thyridiaceae
Exons: 2
Coding region: 1-663 (220 amino acids)
Biological process (GO): maturation of SSU-rRNA from tricistronic rRNA transcript (SSU-rRNA, 5.8S rRNA, LSU-rRNA)
Cellular component (GO): 90S preribosome; nucleolus; preribosome, small subunit precursor
Source: RefSeq, a predicted model, not a curated record